CCGUCAGCAUGUCAAAGGAGGCUUGGCCAAACCUGAACUGAAAAACACUCUGCUCGCUUUGACAACAAAUGACAUUCUCCUCCAUUUGGGCGCCGGAAAAAAAACUGCUGCCUUCUGUCGGCACCUCGUUUUAAAACUGUAAGUGAAUUGUUGUGUCACGCGAUAUUAAACAUUAUUCAUGUACCGUAUUUAGUUUUAAUAUAAUUAAACGUGCCUCGGCCGUGUAUAUGCAGGAGAUGGCGCUGUUUCCAUUCGCGUCGCCUUACAGGAAUCUUAAAAUCCCGACUGUUUUCACCCCCGGACGCAAUUGUGGUUGCACGCGUUUCCGGUUUUGGCUCCUGUCGGAGUGGUUUGGUGGGUCUCCACGGUCUGGUCACAGAUCUGACAACAUUCUGGAAGUUACCUCCUAUAGUUGAUUAAGGUGAUGUCAUCCACUGGUUCGAUUGUUUGAAAGCCUGCGAAACAACCCGCUAAGCUAGUUUGAACUAAGCACAAAAAUGGCGGACAAGACGCCGCAACAGUCCGACGCUCCGUUUGCGGCGAGGAUAGACCCCACCAAGGAGGAUCUAUCCAAGGAGCAGAUGCACUUCAUCAGGCAGGUGGAGCUCGAACAGUGGAAGAAGAAGACGCAGAAGCUGAGGACGCGGAAUGUGGUGACGGGGGUUGCCAUUGGAGCCCUCGUCCUGGGCAUAUACGGCUACACGUUUUACUCAGUCUCCCAGGACCGCGUCAUGGAAGAGCUGGACGAGGAGGCCAAGCGUGCCAGAGCUCCAAAGACGGGUGCCAACUGAGGCAUGGUGGACCUUCUGAGGACACCACGCCCGGCUUCUCUUCCCAACACGCUGGUGGACUCUUCGUUGGCUUCACUUGUGACUGGAUUGUUGUCCAACUGGACAUGACGGGACACAUUCGCAGACCAAAACCAAUAAAAGGUCUGGAAUGACUUCAGAAGAAUUCCAGUUUGGAGGUGAAAUGUCAACAUGCAACAAUCUGAAGUGACCUUAAAGAGUAGAGAAAACAAAUGGCGCAAAAUGUUGUAUGUAACUAUUUAUGCUGAUUAACUGAUUUAUUAAAUACAAAUUCCUUGCAUAUUUCCUUUUUUUUAAUGACCCUCAACAAGGAUACACAUGCUUUUAUUAAAUGGUCUUUAUUUAUAAUCUGAGGAAUUGACUAGAAGGAACAUCCAGUCUUGCAGAGUAGAAAUAUCAAAUAAGACCUUGGAGAAGAUGAAGAAAGGCACAGAUUCAGCAUGGCAGAACAAAAGAGACAUUACAUUCUUUUGGGGGGGGGGGGACACAAUGCUUGCUUUUGAAUAUACAGUAGAUCUCAACUUUUCAACCACCAGCGAAUGAUGGAAAAACCACGAGUAA
Molecule: messenger RNA, 1370 nt
Organism: Dunckerocampus dactyliophorus (ringed pipefish)
Lineage: Eukaryota; Metazoa; Chordata; Actinopteri; Syngnathiformes; Syngnathidae
Product: cytochrome c oxidase assembly factor 3 homolog, mitochondrial
Exons: 2
Coding region: 498-791 (97 amino acids)
Biological process (GO): mitochondrial respiratory chain complex IV assembly
Cellular component (GO): mitochondrial inner membrane
Source: RefSeq, a predicted model, not a curated record